UCUUUCUCUAGUUAAAGGGCGGACUCCACAAGUCCCCAUGGCUACAGGAAACGGAAUCAUGUCUAAACCAGCCCUCACAGCUAUGAAGUCCUCCAAGGCAUCAGAGGAUGGCAGUGGUGAUCUGAAGAGAGACAGAACGGAGAGAAAGAGUGUCGGUUUCCUCAACUCUGUUAGUGUGAUCUCAGCGCUUGGAGGAGACAGCAGUACAACCACCAGCACCAUGGAGGUGGAGGCCCACCCUGAGAGCUGCUACCCCAGCCAAGGGCUCAACGGCCAGGGCAACAAACACCAGCCCCAGCCCCUGGACAUUGAGGUAGCUCAUGAGAUAGCCUACCUAGAUGAGGUGUUGGAAGCUAACUGCUGUGACCCCGGGGUUGAUACCACGCCAUCACCCUCUAACGGGAUGGCGACCACUGAGAAACACCCCAGGGAGGUCAACAUCGACGGGACUGGACCAUCUGUCAACAUCUCCAACACAGACACAACAUGCCAUGAGGUCAUAGUAGAGGGGAGAAAGCAGACUAUCUUCAUUGGACACCAGGAUGUCAAUUACACCAACAAUUCCAAUAACACCAGGCCCAACGGCCACUCUGGGCCAAUGGGAGGAAAGCAGGAGAACUACAGGAAGCAGGGAGGAGAGACAAUAUCCCCCACUAUGACCACCAUCAAGAAGGAAGCUCGUUUCGAGCUGCGGGCCUUCCAGGAGGAGAAGAAGCCGUCCAAGCUGUUCGACCCGUGUGAGAAGGAAGUGCGCGUGAAGAAGGUGCGUCCCUCGGAGGAGGUGGUAGAGCUGGAGAGGGAGAGGUUGGAGCUGAUCAGGGGCCAGGCGGUAAAGAAGAACCCAGACAUGGGGACAAAGUGGUGGAACCCUCCUCAGGAGAAGAGUCUGGAGGAGGAGCUUGAGCCAGACAAACUAGAGUCACACAGGAAGUACGAGGAGAGGAAGCAGCAGAGGAGGUCAGAGUUCACUGGUGGGAUGUCCCAGAUGUACGCCCAGUACUCCAUGACUUUGGACCCUAAUGCUGACCCUGAGGCUGGCCGCGACACGCCCGAGCUCUUCCAGAGCACCAAGGAGGACAUCCUGGUGGAGCAGAUGGACUUCUCUACCGCCAGGAAGCAGUUCCUCCAGAUGGAACACGCAAGGCAGCAGGCAGCCGAGAGGUCACAGGUCACAGCUCCCAACUCGGCCAAGCCUUUUUCCAGAUCACCAGACACCGUGAUCCACGUGGAGCGAUCCUCCGAUUACGUCACUGUGGGCUACAGCAGUUACCAGGACUCACCACUAGAGGACAGUGACACAACCACCACAACAGUCCGGACAGAGAGGAUCUACUGCAGCCCAGAAGGGUCCCAGUCCCCCACCUCUACCGUGGGGAGGGUCCUGGGUCUGGGGCUGGGACAGGGAGAGCCCAGUAAUAGUGGCCCCAGGGAGGCCUCGAUGGAGAACAUAUACAGAGACGGAGACUUUACCUGCGCCAGGGCCGUCAUGACCAUCAUAAAAGAGGAGAAGGAUCCUCUGUCCCUCCAGCAUCAUUCCUCCUCCCUCCACAGCCCCAGCGCCUCUCUGUCCUCCUGCAACCCCAAGGAAUGUGACUCCGGGCUGGACGAGCUUUCCCUGCGGUCCCUGGAUAACUCUAUGCUGGAUACCCUGUCAAAAGACUUCAGCAUGAGUAACGUAUCCGACAGCGGGGCGUCAAAUGAGACCAUGUCGGCCUCCUACCUGGGGGAGACGUCUCUGGGAGAGUACUCCUUCCCCUCCACCCCACAGUCCACUACACCCGUCAACGGAAAGAUGGAGGGAGGCACCACCAUGUCCCCUGGGGAGCAGAACGAGGGAAGUCAGAGUCUGUCGGAGCAAGAGCUGGAGUACCAUGCAGGUAUGCUGGUGCAGAGUAUCAUCCAGCACGCCCUGAUUAAUCAGAACCAGUCUCAGCAGGGUGAGGAGUGGCAGAGGCUCCUCCCCCUCCAGAUGAGGCACUCAGACGUUCUACAUCCAUUUUCUGGGAACCUUUCAUCACUACCAACAGAAUAUCAGUCACUCACACAUCUAGACCUCCACUCUCCACCACCUCCCCAGCUCCACUCACCUCCAAGCCCACUGCAGCAGUCACCAACACCCUUACAGACCCUCCAGUCAGCUCCACCCCAGUACCAGUCAACUGCAUCACCUCAGCCGCUGUCACCUCCAGCCCAGUUCCAGUCAAGUCCAACCCAACAUCAGUCUCCUUCACCCCAGCUCCAGGCCCUCCCAACCCAGGUAGAGAGACCUACCUAUGUCCAGGUAGAGAGACCUACCUAUGUCCAGAUGGAGAGACCUACCUACGCCCCCCUUCCACAGAGAUCUUCCUCCGUGGGUCCUAAGAUCCUCGUCCAGUCCGCACUCAGUCGCUCACUGGCCCUAAACCCAGACCCGGUCCCAGUCCGCACUCCUGUCCUCAUCCCUCCCCGUCCCAUAGAGCCCUAUCAGGCUCCAGAGCUGCCCCGGACCCUGGGUGAAAAGGACCAGUUCAGCUACUUCUCUAAGUACUCCGAGGCGGCCGAGCUCCGCAGCACAGCCGCAGCGACCAGAGCCCAGGAGACAGAGCAGAGCACCGGGCCGUUCAAGCUGCGCUCCCGGAAGCAGAGGACUCUGUCCAUGAUCGAGGAAGAGAUCCGAGCGGCGCAAGAGAGAGAGAAAGACCUGAAGAAGCAGAGACUGGGAUCGGUGCGGUCAGGACCGGAUCCCAGUGCCAACCAGACUGGCAGACCCAAGACGAUGACUAUCAACCCCAGGGACAAGCACAAGACCAACAGCCUGCCCGCCAAACUCAGCCUCUCUGGGAGCCUGCCACCCACCAAACUCACCCUCACCAGCAAGACGGCACCAGGUAAGAUAAAUCCUUCUGCAUCCCCCUCCUCGUCUGAGAAUCCUUCGGCAUCCCCCUCCUCGUCUGAGAAUCCUUCUGCAUCCCCCUCCUCGUCUGAGAAUUCCUCGCCCCUCUUGGACCUGGGCUGUGACGACUCUGGGGGCAGCGGGCGCCCCAAAAACUUCAUGCAGACCCUGAUGGACGACUACGAGAAUCACAAAGUGAAGCGCCGGGAGAAAGUAGAGGACAACAGUGUGUUGGAGGCCACCCGCGUCACCCGCAGGAAAAGCAACAUGGCGCUGAGGUGGGAGGCGGGGCUUUACACUAACGAGGACGGAGAAGAAAAAGAGGAAGAGGAGUAGUAGUCUGUGACUAUCAGGGAUGGAAGGAGGAGGGACAUAGCAGCAACACAACCACAAGUAUUUAUUUUACUCAAGUAUUCUGAUCACAUGACCUGUCACAUGAUCUACUGGAUGGACCAACCCGGAUCAUCAGCAAGCCCUGCCAACAGUGAAACGGAGAGACCCAUGGGAUAUGGCUGGUUGCCAAGUGACGGACAAGUAACCGUGACGACAACAACAGUGUGUUCGGGCAGGUCAUUUUGGAAUGUUUGGACUUUUCCAGAUAAAAGAUGUGUAAAGGACUGUGCAGAUGAUGACAACGAUGAGUCAUACGCCAAGUGAUCCUGAAAUAGUAGAGCUCAAUUUCGAGUCUCAUAGCAAAGGGUCUGAAUACUUAUGUAAAUAAGAUAUUUCAGUUUUUUUUUUAAAUAUUUAAUACAUUUGCAACAACAAAAAUGAAAAUAAAAUACAGAAAUAUCUAAUUUACAUAAUUAUUGUCCUCCGAGUCAAUACUAAUAAUACAUUUGGCGGUGAUUACUGCUGUGACUCUUUCUGGGUAGGUCUCUUUGGCCAUUAUUAUUUUUUAAAUUCUUCAAGCUCUGCCAAGUUGAUAGUUGAUCAUUGCUCUCCCAGUGUCUCCCAGUGUCUGCUGGAAAGCAAAAUGAAUCAGGUUUUCCUCUAGGAUUUUGCCUGUGCUUAUAGCCAUUUCAUUUUUUUUUGUACAAAAAACUCCUUAGUCCUUGCCGAUGACAAGCAUACCCAUAACAUGAUGCAGCCACCACCAUGCUUGAACAUAUGAAGUGGUACUCAGUGAUGUGUUGUGUUGGAUUUUCCCCAAAUAUAACGCUUUGAAUUCAGGACAGAAAGUUAAUUUCUUUGCCACAUUUCUGGCAGUUUUAAUUAAGUGCCUUGUUGCAAACAGGAUGCAUGUUUUUAAAUAUUUUAUAUUCUGUACUGGCUUCCUUCUUUUCACUCUGUCAUUUAGGUUAGUAUUGUGAAGUAACUCCAAUGUUGUUGAUCCAUCCUCAGUGUUCUCCUGUCACAGACAUUAAACUCUGUAACUGCUUUAGAGUCACCAUUGGCCUCAUGUUGAAAUCUCUGAGCAGUUUCCUUCAUCUCCAACAACUGAGUUAGGAAGGACGCUUUUGUCUUUUUAGAGACUUGGUGAGACGCCAUCCAACGUCUAAUUAAUAACUUCACAAUGCUAUUUUUUUCUUUUUUUUUUUUAGAUCUACCAAUCGAGGCCCUACUUUGUGAGGCAUUGAAACACCUCCCUGGUCUUUGUGGUUGAAUCUGUGCCUGACAUUCAUUACUUGGUUAAGGGUCCUUACAGAUAAUUGUAUGUGUGGAGUACAGAGAUGGGGUAGUUAUUAAGAAAUCAUGUUAACCACUAUUAUUGAACACUGAACUUGUUACAAAAUUUGUUAAUUAAGCACAUGUAUAACUCCUGAGCAUAUUCAGGUUUACCAUAACAAAGGGGUUGAAUACAUAUUUACUCAAGACAUUUCAUCUUUUCAUUUUUUAUUUUUUAUUAAUAAAAAAAAAAUUCUACAAACAGAAUUCCACUUUGA
Oncorhynchus keta (chum salmon) is the source of this 4758-nucleotide messenger RNA. Its product is annotated as A-kinase anchor protein 2. NCBI's taxonomy places the organism in Eukaryota, Metazoa, Chordata, Actinopteri, Salmoniformes, Salmonidae. Bases 38 to 3208 code for a protein of 1056 amino acids. The transcript has 4 exons. The record is from RefSeq and is a predicted model, not a curated record.